Messenger RNA from Tribolium madens (black flour beetle), 1127 nucleotides. Its product is annotated as general odorant-binding protein 72-like. Gene Ontology annotation, molecular function: odorant binding. The transcript has 7 exons. Lineage: Eukaryota; Metazoa; Arthropoda; Insecta; Coleoptera; Tenebrionidae. The record is from RefSeq and is a predicted model, not a curated record. The coding region runs from base 1 to 429 and encodes 142 amino acids.
AUGAAGUAUUUUCCAUUUUUGUGCUCAUGUUUAAUUUUUUUCGAAUUUACAGAAGCUGCGAUGUCCGAAACUCAGUUAAAAGCAGCGGUUAAGCUUGUUAGGAAUAUGUGUCAACCGAAAAGUAAAGCGACAACUGAGGAUAUUGAGAAGAUGCAUCAAGGGGAUUGGAAUAUUGACCAUACUGCAAUGUGUUACAUGCAUUGCGCUCUCAAUUCAAACAAAUUGAUCACAAAAGAUAAUGUUUUUAACCUGGACUAUGCGUUAAUUUUGGCUGAGAAAAACUUACCCACUGCUCUAAAAGAUGCAUCAAUUGAGGCAGCAAAAUUAUGCAAAGAUGCCGCUAAAACUCUAGACGAUAAAUGUAUCGCUGCUUACGAAAUCUCUAAAUGUUUAUACGAAUCUAAUCCUGAAAAGUACUUUCUUCCGUGACUAUGAAACAGAACUUAAAUAAAAAUUCAAAUUGCUUUAGACACUAUCACAUCAUUUACUACUGUAAGGAAAACAAUAUCACAAUUUAUUUUUUGUUCUAGAAUAAAAUUAGCAAUCGGACUUUAAUUCAUAAUUUAUUGUUUUUAUAAUAUCGUAUCUACACUUCAGUUUACGUAUAUUGCACCAAAAAUAUUGGUGUAGAUAUUAAGUUUAAAUUUCUUUAAUUUGUAAUUUUUGUUUGUCUAGCAUUUUUAUGCAUAAAAUAUUUAGUUUUAUUUUUUAUAAUCAAUACAGGGUGUAACGAAAAGAUGGGGACAAAGAGUAACAUGAGAGUCCCCAGGUCAAAGUAAACCCAACUUACCUUUAUACCAAAUUUUACCGAUUAAAAGUUAGAGGACGCCAAAAUUAAAAAAAUAUUUUUUUUUCAAUAACAUUUUAAGGGAGUACCUAAUCCAUUUUUUUAAAUUGUUAUCAAGGCCACAUGUUUUGGUACUAUUUGUUUUGUUUUAUUGUUACUGUAAAGUACUUAUCUAUUACCAAGUUAACACAUUUUAAGCCAUAUUUUUGUUAUACGUAAUCCGAAUGGCGUAUUUUUUUAUUCGAAAGGCACAUUAUGUUUCAACAAUUUUUGUAUCUUAUAAAGUUUUUGUUUCGGCCUUGGUUUUAAAUAAAAUAUAAUUUAAGUAGACGUGUCAAAA